Pyricularia pennisetigena is the source of this 999-nucleotide messenger RNA. RefSeq lists its product as uncharacterized. Gene Ontology annotation, biological process: mitochondrial phosphate ion transmembrane transport. The record is from RefSeq and is a predicted model, not a curated record. NCBI's taxonomy places the organism in Eukaryota, Fungi, Ascomycota, Sordariomycetes, Magnaporthales, Pyriculariaceae. Gene Ontology annotation, molecular function: phosphate transmembrane transporter activity. The transcript is spliced from 3 exons. Gene Ontology annotation, cellular component: mitochondrial inner membrane. The coding region runs from base 1 to 999 and encodes 332 amino acids.
AUGGCUGCUAUCAAGAAGGAGGCGCCCGUCGCCAGCCCGACCGGCCUGUCCCUCUACUCCAAGUUCGCCCUCUCCGGUGCCGUCUGCUGUUCAGUCACCCACGGCAUGGUCACACCUCUUGAUGUCUCCCCCAUCUCCCGUGAACCUGGCAUGAACCCGGACGCUGACAGGACACCCUGGCCCAUCUUCAACAGCGUCAAGACCCGUAUCCAGCUCGACCCCCAAACCUACAACCGCGGCAUGAUUGGUGGCUUCAGGCAGGUUAUCCAAAAUGAGGGUGCCGGUGCGCUCCUGACUGGUCUCGGUCCCACCGUCGCCGGUUACUUCCUCCAGGGCGCCUUCAAGUUCGGCGGUUACGAGUUCUUCAAGGCCCAGAGCAUCAACACCCUGGGUCUCGAGACCGCCAGCAAGUACCGCACCAGCGUCUACCUGGCCUCUGCCGCCGCCGCCGAGUUCUUCGCCGACAUCGCCCUCUGCCCGCUCGAGGCCACCCGUAUCCGUCUCGUGUCGGACCCUUCGUACGCCAACGGCCUGAUCGGUGGCUUCACCAAGAUGCUCCGCACUGAGGGUAUCGGUGCUUUCUACGCCGGUUUCGGUCCCAUCCUGUUCAAGCAGGUCCCCUACACCAUGACCAAGUUCGUCGUCUACGAGAAGGUCGCCGAGGCCAUCUUCCGCAUGUACCCCAAGGAGACCCUCUCCGACGGUGCCCAGACCGUUGUCAACUUGGGCUCUGGUCUCAUGGCCGGUUUCGCCGCCGCCAUCGUUUCGCAGCCCGCCGACACCAUGCUGAGCAAGAUCAACAAGACCAAGGGUCUGCCCGGUGAGGGCACCACCUCCCGCCUGAUCAAGAUCGCCAAGGAGCUUGGUGUCCGCGGCUCUUUCGGCGGUAUCGGUGCUCGUCUCUUCAUGGUCGGUACCCUGACCGCCGGUCAGUUCGCCAUCUACGGUGACCUGAAGAAGGCUCUUGGCGCCACUGGCGGUGUUGAGAUUGCCAAAUAA